CGACCUUGUGUGGGUAGUCGGAAGUGGAACAGUUGAAGACGUCGGGGGUUCCCAAUUCCUUUGUACCCUCCAUACUACCGACGCACAAACCGCUGCUGUGAAAAGAACAAGCUCGCAACAUGGUCAAACACCACCUCAUGAUCGGCACGUGGACGCCGCCAGGUGUGAUAAUCACAGUCUCCUUCGACGAUGAAACGUUGAAGUUGGAGUUGGUGAAGAAGACCGAAAUCCCAGAGGAUGAACCGAUCAGCUGGAUGGCCUUUGACCAUCAAAGGAAGAAUAUCUACGGCGCAUCGAUGAAGAAAUGGAGUUCACAUGAGGUGAAGAGCCCGGGCGAGAUUGUGCAUACUGGAAGCUUUCCAAUUGGCGGACAUCCCAAAGCAAACGAUGCCGACACAAAAACACGCGCCAUCUUCCUCCUUCCCGCGAAAAAGCCACCGUAUGCCGUAUACUGCAACCCGUUUUACGACUACGCUGGCUACGGCAACAUCUUCUCAGUCAACUCCUCCGGACACAUCAAAGAGAACAUCCAGAAUUUCGAAUACUGCGAGAAAACCGCAAUUCAUGGCAUGGUCUUCGACCCCUCAGAAACAUACCUCUACAGCGCAGAUAUGUGGGCGAACCGUGUGUGGUGUCACAAGAAGAUAGAUGAUGAAGGCAGGGUAGAAACAGUAGGCUUCACUGAAGCACCAGCUCCAAAGGACCAUCCCAGAUGGGUAGAGAUGCAUCCCUCGGGUAACUACCUAUACGCUUUGAUGGAAGGAGGAAACCGGCUGUGUGAGUAUGUGAUUGAUCCAAAGACCAAGCUACCAAUCUACACUCACAAGGUGUAUCCCUUGAUACCUCCUGGUAUCCCCAACGCAGACACAAUGUACCGGUCAGACGUCUGUUUCCUGAACAAAUCCGGCAAUUACCUCUUCGCUACAUCCCGGUCCAACUCGUUUGAUCUCACCGGUUACAUUGCUGCUUUCAAAGUCGCCCCAUCAGGCGCUAUCGAACGACAGAUUUGUCUUAAUCCUACACCAACUUCUGGUGGGCAUUCUAAUGCAGUCUCUCCAUGCCCUUGGUCGGAUGAGUGGCUCGCACUUACCGACGACGAGAAGGGUGGAAUUGAGAUUUACAGAUGGCAUGAUGAGUUCCUUGCAAGGGUUGCAAGGUUGGAGAUUGGAGAAAAAGGGUUUGGUAUGAAUGCCAUAUGGUACGACUAGUUUGUAUAGGACGAAACAUGAAUUCUAUAGCAAUCCAUAGAUUUGGUACAACAUCGAAUCUCACUAUGCACCAUGGA
Molecule: messenger RNA, 1285 nt
Organism: Bipolaris sorokiniana ND90Pr
Lineage: Eukaryota; Fungi; Ascomycota; Dothideomycetes; Pleosporales; Pleosporaceae
Exons: 4
Coding region: 120-1208 (362 amino acids)
Molecular function (GO): protein binding; 6-phosphogluconolactonase activity
Source: RefSeq, a predicted model, not a curated record